This is a messenger RNA of Mobula hypostoma (lesser devil ray), 2815 nucleotides long. RefSeq lists its product as uncharacterized. The record is from RefSeq and is a predicted model, not a curated record. Gene Ontology annotation, molecular function: nucleic acid binding. NCBI's taxonomy places the organism in Eukaryota, Metazoa, Chordata, Chondrichthyes, Myliobatiformes, Myliobatidae. The transcript is spliced from 3 exons. Gene Ontology annotation, biological process: DNA integration.
CUCAGUCCGGGGGCACUCACUGUGGAGGUCGUAUUGUAUAGCGAAUAAAAGCCUUUCAGUAUUUUACCAAACCUCAGUCUUUUGGAGUAAUUGAAGGUGCUUCAAUUUUAUUCGCUGUACGUUUUAAAACAUGGAACAGUCCCUGAGACCAGAAAAAUUAGACCUCAAUCCGCAAACACCUGAAGCUGGAAACGCUUUCGAACUCUGGCUGGCCUGCUUCGAAGCGUAUCUAGAGGAGAUUAAAGCGACCGACCCUGUAGCGAAGUGCAGAGUUCUACUCUCCAGGGUCAGUCCACGGGUCUAUUCGCUGAUCAGAGACCAGCCGAGCUACGACGGCGCAAUGAAUGCACUCAAAAGACAAUACCUGCGGCCGAUAAACAGCGUCUAUGCUCGGCACCAUUUAGCGACACGGCAACAACGGUCCGGGGAAUCGAGUGCUGAGUUCGUGCAGGCCCUACGGACGCUCGUGCGAGCCUGCAAUUGUCAGGAGCUGACGGCGGCGCAGCAUGCAGAGCUCCUAGUGAGAGACCCCUUCGUUACGGGGACCAGGUCAGUGUACGUGCGCCAGCGGCUGCUGGAAAAAGCCGAUCUUACCCUAAGUUCGGCGAUCGAGCUGGCUGAUACGGUGGCAACUAAAAGCAGGAGGUACAGCGCGGGGGACAGAGCCUUCAUUAAGUCGGAGGUGCAGCGGCUGCUCAGGGAGGGGGUCAUUGAGGCAAACACAAGUCCUUGGAGGGCGCAGGUGGUCGUUGUUCGGAACAGGGAGAAGAAUAGGAUGGUCAUGGACUAUAGCCAGACCAUCAAUAGGUUCACGCAGCUCGACGCGUACCCUCUACCCCACAUCGCGGAUGUGGUCAAUCAGGUAGCACAGUACAAGGUGUACUCGACCAUAGAUCUAAAAUCCGCUUACCAUCAGUUCCCCAUCCGCCGGGAGGACCACCCUUACACUGCCUUCGAGGCAGACGGCAGGCUUUAUCAAUUCCUGCGCGUCCCCUUUGGUGUCACGAAUGGUGUAUCUGUCUUCCAGAGGGCAAUGGACCGGAUGGUGGACCAGUGCCAACUGAAGGCCAUGUUCCUAUAUCUGGAUAACAUCACCAUCUGCGGUCACGACCAGCAGGAUCACGACAACAACCUCCAAAAAUUUCUCCAAGCGGCCAAAUCUUUCAAACUCACCUAUAACAAGGACAAGUGUGUAUUUGGGACCUCCCGACUUGCUAUCCUUGGGUGUGUCGUGGAGAAUGGAGUCAUUGGCCCUGACCCCGACUGUAUGCGCCCUUUGUUGGAACUCCCUCUUCCCAAUACCCUCAGAGCCCUCAAAAGGUGCCUGGGCUUCUUUUCAUAUUACGCCCAAUGGGUCUCUAACUAUGCAGACAUGGUCUGCCCCCUGGUCAAGUCCACCACAUUCCCCCUCUCUGCCGAGGCCCACGCAGCCUUCAACCGCAUAAAAGGGGACAUUGCCAAAGCAGCAAUGCAUGCGGUGGAUGAGGCCAUUCCCUUCCAAGUAGAGAGUGACGCCUCCGACUUUGCGCUGGCUGCUACCCUCAACCAGGCGGGAAGACCGGUGGCGUUCUUCUCCCGUACUCUUCAAGGCCCUGAAAUUCGGCAGUCUGCGGUAGAGAAAGAGGCCCAGGUCAUAGUAGAAGCUAUUAGGCACUAGAGGCACUAUCUCGCCGGCAAAAGGUUCACCCUGCUAACUGACCAGCGCUCAGUCGCGUUCAUGUUUAAUAAUCAGCAGCGGAGCAAAAUCAAAAAUGAUAAAAUUCUGAGGUGGAGAAUCGAACUCUCCACCUACAACUAUGACAUCAUGUACAGGCCUGGGAAGCUCAACGAGACCUCCGAUGCCCUAUCCCGGGGAACAUGUGCCAGCACGCAGAUCGACCGGCUAUAUGCCCUACAUGUAGACCUUUGCCACCCGGGAGUCACCCGGCUUUUCCACUUCGUGAAAGCCCGGAACCUGCCUUACUCCCUUGAGGAGAUCAGGAUGAUGACCAGGGACUGCCAAGUCUGCGCAGAGUGCAAACCGCACUUCUACCGACCCAAAAAGGCACCACUCAUCAAGGCCACCCGCCCCUUUGAGCGACUGAGUGUUGUCUUUAAGGGCCCCCUUCCCUCCACUGACCGCAAUGUGUACUUUCUUAACGUUAUCGACGAGUACUUGCGGUUCCCCUUCGCCAUCCCCUGCCCCGACACCACUACCACGUCAGUUAUAAAAGCCCUGCGCAAGCUCUUCACUCUGUUCGGAUACCCAUGCUAUAUCCACAGUGACAGAGGGUCCUCGUUUAUGAGUGACGAGCUGCGCCAAUAUCUACUGGCUAGGGGAAUUGCAACCAGUAGGACCACGAGCUAUAAUCCCCGGGGGAAUGGACAGGUAGAGAAGGAGAAUGGCACAGUGUGGAAAGCCACACUCUUAGCCCUCAGGUCAAAGGGACUGCCGGUCUCCCGCUGGCAGGAGGUCCUUCCCGAGGCACUCCACUCCAUCCGCUCCCUGUUAUGCACAGCCACCAAUGCCACCCCUCAUGAGCGGCUCUUUUCUUUUCCCAGAAAAUCGACCACUGGAACCACCCUACCAUCUUGGCUGACGUCCCCGGGGCUAGUGCUGCUCCGGAAACAUGCGAGGAGCAACAAAUACUCCCCGAUAGUCGAGAGGAUUCACUUACUUCAUGUGAACCCCCAGUAUGCCUACGUGGUUUUACCUGAUGGGCGGGAGGACACGGUCUCCAUCCAGGACCUGACCUACAAACAAAUAGAGAAGCUUGAUCUUCAUCAAAAAGAAGUGAAAAUCACUUCCCAUUAUAUUAUGGAACUAACUGCUUAG